Phalaenopsis equestris is the source of this 635-nucleotide messenger RNA. RefSeq lists its product as uncharacterized. Bases 36 to 395 code for a protein of 119 amino acids. NCBI's taxonomy places the organism in Eukaryota, Viridiplantae, Streptophyta, Magnoliopsida, Asparagales, Orchidaceae. The transcript has 3 exons. The record is from RefSeq and is a predicted model, not a curated record.
GAAAUAAGCGCUGAAUCGAGCUUUAUUAAGAUCUAAUGCUUCUUCGUAGCCGUUUGAUUCUGCUGAAACCGCAGCCGUCGAAAAACCUGAGAUUCUCCGCCGUCCGACUCUGCUCCGGUUCGGCCGAACCGUCGUCGGAGAAAAUGGAGAAAAGCCAAGAACAGCAAAAGCCGGCGCCCACAAACGGGAAUACAAUGUCGGAUUCAUUUGGGCAUGAAUAUGCGACUCGUUCGGAAGAAGAAGGCUUUGGAGGUAUUUAUGGGUCUAAUCAAUCUUUGAAGAAGAAUGGAGAGGACGAAAGCAAUCCUUACAGCGCAGAAAAAGAUGACGGCCAGGGAAGGGGAAGUGGGAAAGGGGAGAAAGCUAGAAAUGAUGGAGAUAACACAGCCGAUUAGCUCCUUCAUGUGUAAUUCUUCUUCUUUUUUGUAGUAGUUUUAUUGUGUUGAGAUAUGUGGAGAGGAGCUCCUUCAUUGCAGACUCCUACUGCGGUGUUGUUUUGUGUGUUAAGUUUGAAGGCUUCAUUCUGUAGUUCAUAAGCAGAUUCGAGUUACAGAACUGAGAGUGAUAGUUUAUUUGUGUUCUUAAGUUGACUCUUUUUAGGGUCUGAGAUGAGUUGGUGAAAUAAAUGGAUAGUU